Messenger RNA from Spinacia oleracea (spinach), 2117 nucleotides. RefSeq lists its product as uncharacterized. The transcript is spliced from 7 exons. Lineage: Eukaryota; Viridiplantae; Streptophyta; Magnoliopsida; Caryophyllales; Amaranthaceae. The record is from RefSeq and is a predicted model, not a curated record. The coding region runs from base 723 to 2117 and encodes 464 amino acids.
UUUCGUUUUGAUUUUCGUUUUGAUUUUCGUUUUGAUUUUCGUUUUUAUUUUGAUUUUUUUGGCUGUUUUUCAAUUAUUUCUUUUAUUUGCAGUUAAUUGUGAAGAUGGGUAGAUACGCAUAUGGUUGAAGAGAGGGGCGAUGAUCGUACUGCCAGCAUAAUCUAUCAUCGUGCUUGUUCGAAUUUCAACAAUUGCAUAAGAUGACUUGAGAUCCCCGAGUCAGAAAUUUUCAGAAGCUUUCGGUGAUUUGUGUCUUUUCAGAAGUUCUCAGAAUCGGAAAAUAAAGCACGUAUUUACUUUUGGAACAACAUAGGUACGAUGAAUGAAAACCAAAUUGUUGUUAGGCAUGAAUCAGAAGGUGGCAAGACUCCCACAACGCGUGACGAAUCACAAGAUGUUAGUACGAUUACAAAGACCAUUAAAGGCCGUGGUCCGUCAAAAGGUGUUAAAGUCGCUAAGCCUAUGUUCCUUGAGUAUAAUGUAUAUAAUGUCCCCGAUGGACAAUGGUCUCAUGAAUACGGGAAGCAAGUUGGGAGUUGUGCUACUAGAAUUAAUAUUAACGUCCCAUUAUAUCCAAAGGUAGAUGAGCAAAUCAAGAAGGGGUUUUGGGAGGAGACUAAGGUAAGCAUUGGAUAUUAACUUGAUUUGUAUAUUUUAGGGAUUAUUUAAUUUGAUUUAAAUACUAUUUUUAUAAUCUAACUUUUUUUAAUUAUUAACAGCUUAUGUUCCACAUUACUGAUUAUUCUAAUCAUUCGAGGGAGAAAUAUUUUCAUUCUUGUGUGGCGAAACGAUUUAGUUGUUUCAAGAGCAAGUUGGUGCGCCGAUGGAUAACUAUGAAGGAAAAGAAGCCAAAAAAUCAAACAAACAAGAUGCCUUGGGAUGUCUACAACCAUAUCACAGAGGAUGAUUGGAAGACUUUUGUUAAACAUUAUUUCCUGCCAGAGUCAUUGCUUCGUAGUGAAAAGGCGAGGAAAAGUGCAUCAUGCAACAAGAACCCACAUCGCACCGGCCAAAAGGGUUAUAAUAGAAAGCGACUAGAUUGGAUAAAGGAUGGACGACUUCCACCAGAUGCAGCUUUACCUAUCUUGAGUAGCUCCUCGGUGAACUCAUCAGUGACCUCAAAUGUUAAUAGAGUUAGAAAAUACAGAUCAAAGGAGUGGAUUUUGGCCCAUCAAGUACAAAAUAAAGAGGGAAAGUGGGAAAUUGACCCGAACGAUUCAGAAGUUGUUGAAAUCGCAACAAAAGCUUUAGAGUACAUCGCAGAAGAGGAAAAAGGAAAUCUUUCUUUCGAACAGGGUGAGGAUGCCCUCACUAAAGCUAUAGGGAAAAAAGAUCAUCGUGGGCGUGUCAAGGGAACAGGUGGCAUGGUUGGUAUCAAAAAGGCUUUCGGUCCGUGUAUUCGACAUAGUAGAAGUGACCAUGGUGAAGCUUCAUCAGAAAAUUACGAAUCAAUCAGAGCUUCUGUGAAAAAGGAGUUUGAAGGUGAAUUAGAGAAAAGGGUAGAGAAGAGGGUGGCAGAGGCCCUCCAAAAGCAACUAAGCACCUUGUUAAAAACAGGACAACUAAACUCCAUUUCUACCCCGAUACCUGAUGACCUCCACUUAAAUGAUUCUGCCAGAGUUGACCUUGAUGUUAGUGCUACAAGAACCACUCGUCACAUCUUAGUGCCGCAACCACGCGAGCUAAAGGAAAGGACUCCAUGUCGUCUUGCCCUUGAGGAGAAAGUUUCAGGCAACAACAUUGUCGUGGCGGAUGGUAUGGUACAACCCUCAGAUGGUGCAUUGCCCCAACAUUUUACAUCGAUGAAGCCUGGUCACUAUAAAGUCCAAGUUGAUUUUGUUUACGACGGACAUGUUGAUGAUAUUCUUCCGGUACCUACGGGAGAUGGUUUCACUAACUUAGGCGGUGCUCUGGGUAGUUUUGUGCAAUGGCCCAUACACUUAGUGAUUUUCGAAGACGGCGAGGAUUGUAUUUCACCUCCUAAAAAGAAGUCCAAGUCUAAUGUUUCUAAAGAGAGGGAUGGUAGCUCCAAGAAAAAGACAACGGUGUUAGCGGCCCAAAAGAAGACAACAGACUUACCAUCCAAGGUAAACCCUCUAAAACUCAUUCGAACCUAA